This is a messenger RNA of Brassica oleracea var. oleracea, 1131 nucleotides long. RefSeq names its product GDP-mannose transporter GONST5. Gene Ontology annotation, molecular function: antiporter activity. Gene Ontology annotation, cellular component: Golgi apparatus. The record is from RefSeq and is a predicted model, not a curated record. The transcript is spliced from 5 exons. The coding region runs from base 78 to 1109 and encodes 343 amino acids. NCBI's taxonomy places the organism in Eukaryota, Viridiplantae, Streptophyta, Magnoliopsida, Brassicales, Brassicaceae.
AUUAGCCACCUUCCUAAAUGCUCCCCUCUUCUCUUCUCUCUGAUUCAUUUCGACGGAGUUAGAGAGUGAGAAAAGAGAUGAUGGAGGAUGGUAGUCUCUGGCAUCAAUGGAGCAUGAUCAGAUCUCUUUUAGCCAUUCUUCAAUGGUGGGGUUUCAACGUUACCGUUAUCAUCAUGAACAAAUGGAUCUUCCAGAAACUGGAUUUCAAGUUUCCAUUGUCGGUUUCAUGCGUUCAUUUCAUAUGUUCAUCGAUCGGAGCAUACAUUGUGAUCAAAGUCCUCAAGAUUAAGCCGUUGAUCGUGGUUGAUCCAGAAGACAGAUGGAAGAGGAUCUUCCCAAUGUCAUUCGUCUUCUGUAUCAACAUUGUGUUGGGAAACAUCAGCCUUAGAUACAUCCCUGUCUCUUUCAUGCAGACAAUCAAAUCCUUCACUCCAGCUACAACAGUUGUGUUACAGUGGUUGGUAUGGAGGAAAUAUUUCGAUUGGCGUAUUUGGGCUUCGUUGGUUCCCAUUGUUGGAGGGAUUCUUCUGACUUCUAUUACAGAACUUAGCUUUAACGUGUUUGGUUUCUGCGCUGCUUUGUUUGGAUGUUUAGCUACCUCUACUAAGACCAUUCUUGCUGAAUCUCUUCUUCAUGGAUACAAGUUUGACAGCAUAAACACGGUGUACUAUAUGGCGCCUUUUGCGACCAUGAUUCUCGGAGUACCAGCGUUUCUACUCGAAGGCAAUGGGAUCUUGGAUUGGUUUGAAGCACACCCGUCUUCAUGGUCGGCUCUCAUCAUUAUUUUCAGCUCAGGUGUUGUAGCUUUUUGUCUUAACUUCUCAAUCUUCUACGUCAUUCACUCCACAACAGCAGUCACAUUCAAUGUAGCUGGUAACCUUAAGGUUGCGGUGGCUGUUCUGGUUUCAUGGAUGAUAUUCAGAAACCCGAUAUCACCGAUGAACGCUGUUGGAUGCGGAAUCACACUCGUGGGAUGCACGUUUUAUGGAUAUGUAAGUCAUUUGCUUUCUCAGCAACAACCGGGGACUCCUAGGACUCCUUGUACCCCAAGGAACAAGAUGGAACUGAUGAUCCCUCUUGUUAACGAUAAAGUUGAGAGUAAAGUUUGAACAUGCAACGUGUGUAAUUGAA